Rhizophagus irregularis DAOM 181602=DAOM 197198 is the source of this 2338-nucleotide messenger RNA. The record is from RefSeq and is a predicted model, not a curated record. NCBI's taxonomy places the organism in Eukaryota, Fungi, Glomeromycota, Glomeromycetes, Glomerales, Glomeraceae.
UUUUGAUUAACCCUUUCCAAUUUUUCUUCUUUAGUUAAAUAAUAUGCAAUUAAAUAAUAUACCAGAUCCAAAAGCUGUAAAACGUAAAGGUAUAAUAAAUAUAGGUAAAAUAAACGUUAGAACGUCGUCUAAUAUACCCAUACACCUACUUACUUUCCUCAUUAUUUCCAAGUUUAUACAUGCUUUAUCGACAUUCAUAGCUCGUGAAUGGGUUCUACUACACGGUGCCCCUGCUUCGAUUGUAACGUUUGGAGUUUUAGGAGGAGCUGGUCUUUUUUUGUUGGUUUGGCAAAAAACUCUAAGUAGCCAUAGAGCAUUAAUGGGAAAGAAAUGGCUAAAAGUUGCGUUAUAUGCUUUAAUAUAUACGGCACAGAUUUAUUUCUGGUUCGCAGGAUUAUCACGUAUAAGAUCAACAAGAACUUUAAUAUUAACCCAAUUUUCAGAUAUAUGGAGCAUGUCAUUAAUAAGAUAUCUUUUAGGAAACUAUUCAUCAUCAGAUACUACAUUUAUAACCAGGGGAGCAUAUUAUGCGAUUUUGACUUUGGUCUUAUCGUUUUUUGUAGAUUUGAUAUAUGUCUUAAGUCCACGUUCAAAACCUCCGAUAUCUUUACCACAAUACAUGGAAACAAUUAAUGACGUCAGUUCUUUUGAUAAUCAUACACUUAGUAAUUUGAUUAUUGGGUAUAUUUUUAUACAAUGUUCAAUCGGUUUAUCAGGUUAUAAGCGAACAUUAGGAAAAAAAUUAGCAAUUGAUGUGGGUGGAAAUCGACGAUUGCUUGCUAUUUCUGUUCCUCUUGGAGCGUUAAUGAUUUCGCCUUUGGCUUUUGUUCAAUAUAUUAUGUAUUCUACGAGUUACAUAGGGAAUAUUAAAAAUACGAUUGUAAUGUAUGGAGGGUUGGGGAUUGGUCUAAUCAUAUUUGACUAUUUUGUUGGUCACUUUAUAAGUAUACAAGCUUCUACUCUUUCUCAUACUACAACAGGUUGGCCAAUUUCAAUUGGAAGCGCUAUUUUAUUGAGCAUAUUUUUAUUUUAUGGAGAAUUUUCGAUGCUGGACCUUGUAUUAGCCGGUAUUAUGUUUUCAGGAAUUUACUAUUUGAUAAGUUCUGAUUCACAAUUCGCAAAUGAGAUACAUUUUCCAUCACCCGGGAUUGGUAGUAGAGCUUUCGAGCUCCCGCUUCACUGCAGUGUAAAUCCUGCAAUUAAUACAAUAAAAGGACUCGGAAUCUUGAAAAAUAUUAGUUUAUACAUGAGAAUUAUUUUGGGCAAUCAUGAUUCGCGACAAAUUUUUUAUUUUUUAUUAUUAAAUUUAAGUUAUAUGUUUGUACAAAUGAUUUAUGGAAUUUGGACUAAUAGUUUGGGUUUGAUUUCGGAUGCUAUUCAUAUGUUUUUCGACUGUUUGGCACUAGCAGUUGGACUUUUUGCCGCCAUUAUGAGCAAAUGGCCAGAGAAUAACAAGUUUACAUAUGGAUAUGGAAGAAUUGAGACUCUUUCGGGGUUUGCAAAUGGAAUAUUCCUUGUUUUGAUUUCUAUAUUCAUUAUGUUCGAGGCUAUCGGUCGUUUGAUUGAUCCUCCCGAAAUGAAUACUGAUAGGUUAUUAUUAGUAAGCUUUUUAGGGCUUGUUGUUAACUUGGUGGGAAUUUUAGUGUUUAAUCAUGGUCAUCAUCAUCAUGGACAUUCUCAUGGACAUUCUCAUCAUAAGGAUGACAGUAAACUCCAUGGACAACAACAACAACAACAACAACAUCAUCAUCAUCAUCAUCAUCAUGAUGUUGAUAAUGCGAAUAUGGAAGGUAUUUACUUACAUGUAUUGGCUGAUACGCUUGGUUCAAUUGGAGUGAUAAUUUCAACUUUGCUUAUUAAUCAAUUUGGUUGGACCGGAUUUGAUCCCUUGGCUUCGAUAUUUAUUGCUGUAUUAAUUUUUAUGAGUGUUGUGCCAUUGAUUAAACAUUCGGCUGCAGUGUUAAUGCUUUCAAUAAAUGAUAAUCUUGAGUAUCACAUAACUGAAGGUUUACAUGAGGUAUUACAUGUCGAUGGAAUCGCAUCUUAUACGAUGCCACGAUUUUGGCCUAACGAUGGUGAACGUUUAAUAGGGAGUAUACAUAUUCAAAUUAACGAUCAGGUUAAGGAACAAUUUAUUAUUAGUGAAGUUACGCGAAUUUUAAAAUCUCAUAUAACGGGAUUAGAAGAAUUAACAAUACAAGUAGAAAAAAAGCGAGGGUUUAAUAGAUGUUUAUGUAAUCUUAAAAAUAACAAUAUUAAUGAUUCAAUUGUUAUUAGUAAUAAUAAAAGAAAAAGUUAUUAAUGAACUGUAAUUUAAUAUUAAUAAAUUUUUCAAACC